AUGGCGCGGCAACCGUCCUCCGCAGCUACCAGUAAUAGUAACGCUCCCUUGGCAUCCACCGCAUUUGUCUCCCAUUUCCGCGAGGACCCACACUUUUGGAUCAGAUCAUCCAGAGGUUCGAACCCCAUGGCAUCCGUCUCCUUUGCUCAUCAGAGACCCCAGAGCGCAUAUCUCAUGCCUACCAGUCCAGCAAAGGGUCGCCGUGGGAGCACGGAUUAUCGUCCGGUCAUUCGGAAGGCUCAGGGCAAUGUUCCCGCAUGUCUUGUCAAUGCGUCAGUGACGUAUUGCAACAACGAUCAGAUCUAUGCUUUUGGAGGGUUCGAUCAAUUUACUGAUGAAGUGUACAACCAUGUCCUGAGAUUGGAUUUGAAAACGCUUCGGUGGGAACUAGUAGACAAUUAUGGCGAUAUUCCGGGUGUUCGGAUGGGCCAUACUGCUACUCUGUACCAAGGCGACAAACUCAUAGUCUUUGGGGGAGAAAAUGAACACCGUGAAUACCUUUCCGAUAUCGUUAUUCUGCAUAUCCCCACCUCCACCUGGACCCAGCCGGAGAUUCGGGGACAAAUACCGCGCGGCAGGGGGCGUCAUGCUGCUGUGAUUUACGACGAGAAACUGUUCGUGAUCGGCGGCGUCACGGGAGAGAACAAUGUGAUCCUCGACGACCUAUCAUACCUCGAUCUCAAGACGUGGACUUGGUCUCGGAGUUGGAGAUUCACAGCCCGGUUCGACCACACUGCCUGGGUUUGGGGCGAUCGCCUAUGGAUUUUUGGGGGUCUCGAUCCAGAUAUGGAACGCACAACGGAUAUCUGGUGGCUUGAUCUCAAGGGCUCUCCGUUUCUUGGAACGUCAUCCUCAAAUGGUACUAUGGAAUCUCCUGGGACAACGGGCAGGAUGACCCAGAGCCCCGAUACGAUGUAUAGUAGCCCAACACAACAGUUGCCAGGUCGGUCCGGGAGCUACGCCGCGAAUUCUGGAAGUGUGCAAGUGCGCGGUUCAGGUCGGCGAAAGCCCAUUGCCCCCGGCGCCAUCUCUUGUUUGAAAUUUCGCUCCGGGCCUCAUGUCCCUACACUGUGUUCUGGAACCCACUUUCAGGCGUAUGCAUCAGGUGUCCUUCUGGAUCUGAUCACUCCGUCUGAGACAGUAAGAACCUACGAGUGCAAUUUGUCAUCCCUAGAGCUCGACACCCUGCGAUGGCAGAAAUUAGCCGACGGACAGGAGAUUUUCAAGCCCGGUUAUCGAUGGCAUUACUGUACAGUCAACCCAAAUGGUACGCAAGCCUGGUUGCUAGGGUGUAGCCUUGAUGCUGGGGGCACACCCGGCACCAGUGACGAGAAUCACAUGAGCCAAGUGCUUUGUAUUGACCUGGAGAAAUAUGGUCUCCUCGGCAAUGAGCUGACGACCUUCUCUCCUGACCAGGGUCGGGUCAUGGGGUCAGAAGGGUCAGGACUGCCGCCUCUCUCUGGACUGGGUGCGGAUUUGUCGGCCGUGUUCGACCAGUCACCCCAAUCUGGGAGUGAUGCUGACUUCAUCAUCACUGCCAACCCGGAUGACCUGGAAUCUCUAGAAGAAGCGACAGCAGAAGAUGCCUCUCCCUCCCAAACCCAACCGGAAUUCCUGCCGCCCAAUGCCCCCACUUCGCCUCCGAUCCAUGUGCAUCGGAUCAUCCUACAGCUUCGAUGGCCACAUUUCAAGCGAUUGUAUUCUGCGCAGAUGGCGGAGUAUCACUCGAAGCGCAUGCACAUCCCAGAACCUUACUCUGUUGUGCGCGCGUUUCUCUACUAUCUGUAUACCGACAGCAUUUCGGGGCAUCCGGAGUAUUGCUCCAGCAUCAUCGACGUGGCCGGGAUGCUUGUGAUGGCGAAUUUGUACGACAUGCCGAAGCUGCGCCUUCUCUGCGUCAAUCGCCUGAGCCGGGAGCUCGAUGUGGAGAACGCGGCCAUUGUGUGGGAAAGGGCCGGGCGGACUAAUGAGGAUUGGCUGAUGCGCCGUGCAGCUCAGUUCUGCCUUAGCCACUGGGGGCGCAUUGUCCGGACCGAGGGCUUCAAAUCACUCAGCCGUCAGAGCUUAAUCGAACUGUGCGAGGUAGUUGACAUGGAGGGCCGGAUUGUGGCCGGACCCGAAUUGGAACUAGUCGGUGCACUUGGAACGGAAGGGCUUGAUCUCAGCAGGGAUGCCAAACGGUCGCGGCCGUCGAUUGGGGGCGCUAUGACGGACGACCUGGACGAUCUCGAUGGCGAUGAGGUCGACGGGAUGGAGAUUGCAUAA
Molecule: messenger RNA, 2265 nt
Organism: Aspergillus clavatus NRRL 1
Lineage: Eukaryota; Fungi; Ascomycota; Eurotiomycetes; Eurotiales; Aspergillaceae
Product: Kelch motif domain protein
Exons: 3
Coding region: 1-2265 (754 amino acids)
Molecular function (GO): protein binding
Source: RefSeq, a predicted model, not a curated record